UACUUUUUGGACGGUGACACUUGACCACUCCACCCCUCCCCGUCCCUCUCUGCCCCACACGGCACACCUCGGCAGUGAUCGAUGGCAGGACGGCAGAGCACAGCGGCGGCAGCGGCAGCACAGCACAGCGGAUACACAUGUGGGCGUCGUGGGACGCAGAUAGCAUGGCAGGCGUGGGCGUGACUUUGCUUCAGUUGGCGGGUGUGUGUCCCCUGGCAGCGGUGUCCAGCGAAGGUGCCUACCGGGUGGGGUGGGUGCCGACCACGUGGUGUGCGUUAUUCCUGGUGGUACGGGGCGCGCUACUGGUGUGGUACUACCAGGCGAAGCAGGCCCUGGGAAGAGAUUUAGAGGCUGGGGCGAGCAUCUCCGCCAGAAUAGGGGAGUUUGUGUUUGUUGAGGCCAGCCAGUUGUGCUCCUACUGCAUCAGUGUGAUGCUGCUGCUCGCAACGAGCCGCCUGGCUCGCCUGCUGCUUGAGAUGGACGUCCUACGCAAGAUGCUGGCCGCCGUCAGCAGCUCUGCGUGCUGGAGUCCCGGCCCCCUCACCCUGGUCUACGCCUGUGCCACUGUCGGGUUCUUCGUGUGGACCGUCAUCAGGUACACGUGCUACACCAUCAGUAGGUGGGCGACCAACGCUUCGUGGUUGCCGGAGCUGCUCCACCUGCUGGAGUUAGUGCUCGGCUGGCCCUCCCACUCAGGCGUCAUGUUCCUCCUGACCAGCGUGCUCGCCCACCUGUGCACCGCCACGCGGGCUGUUCUUCCUCCCCAAUGGGAGCAGCUCCUGGCCCAGGUGAGAGAAGGGACCACACACUCUCCAGUUCUGCGUGAGUCCACCUUCGUUCUGCCAGGCAGCCUCCCAACAGCCGCCACGGCCCCAGCCGCUGCCCUGGCCCUGGCAUCCUUCCUGAGGCACGCUCGCGCCUUGCUGCAGCAGACGGAGGAGAUGGUGGCGCGCCUGAUGGAGUAUUUAGGUGUGGCAUUGCUGGUCAUCGUGACAACCAACGUCCUCAGCUUCACCUUCUCCGCUUACUUCAGCUUCCUGAAGUGGAACGCUGGCUUCACGGACUACUACCACUUCAGCCAGAUGGCGGCGCUCCUCCUCACGCUGCUGCAGAUCAACAUGGCAGCAGAGGACCUGCUGCAAGAGCGGCGGCGGUGUGCGCGAUUGUACCGGCGACUGCUGCUGCACCACCAGGUGGAGGCCCUGUCCAUGGCUGGGGAGGUUGCCGCAGCCCUGGACCGACCCCUGCAGAUGCGAGUGACGCAGCUGUUCAAUCUGGGAGGCACCUGUGUCACUACGAUGUGCAGUCUGGUGCUGUCCUACCUGGUGAUCGCCUUACAGUUCUCCAGCACGCAGGAUGUCAACAUUUAUUAGACUCGUGAUGCGUGAGUCGUGAUCGCCGCCCGUCACGACUCAGCAAGACUCGUUUAGAGAAUGUGGACGAUAAUUUUUCAUGUUUGUAUGAUGUUUAAUGCUACUGCUACUAUUGCUGUCAUUAUUGUGUUUUGUUAUUAUUGUUAUUGAUUUGUUUAUUAAUCAUUAUCACUUGUAUUAUCAUUAUCAUUAUUAUCCUGUAUUUGUUGAUCUAAUUAUUAUCAAUGUUUUUUUUUCAUGUAGUUUUCUGAUAAAAAAAAAUAUAACCAUGAAAAACCACCCUUGAAGACCCUAAUAAUCCCAACUAGAUUUUUGUAAGCUAUCGCUAGAAUCACGAACACACCAUGAAAACUGUAGACUCCUGCAAACACAUUCGAGAACCGUAAUAACUUCCACUAG
This is a messenger RNA of Portunus trituberculatus (swimming crab), 1772 nucleotides long. RefSeq lists its product as uncharacterized. The coding region runs from base 138 to 1373 and encodes 411 amino acids. The transcript is spliced from 4 exons. The record is from RefSeq and is a predicted model, not a curated record. Gene Ontology annotation, biological process: sensory perception of taste. Gene Ontology annotation, cellular component: membrane. NCBI's taxonomy places the organism in Eukaryota, Metazoa, Arthropoda, Malacostraca, Decapoda, Portunidae.